Messenger RNA from Acaulospora colombiana, 851 nucleotides. The record is from the annotation of a GenBank genome assembly. Lineage: Eukaryota; Fungi; Glomeromycota; Glomeromycetes; Diversisporales; Acaulosporaceae.
AAACUUUUGAGUCACCCUUCCUUCGUGGGAGUGCAUCGUGCAUCACCCUUCUUCGUGGGAGUGCAUUGGCCUUCCUUCGUGGAAGUGCAUCACCCUUCUUCGUGGGAGUGUAUUGGCCUUCCUUCGUGGAAGUGCAUCACCCUUCUUCGUGGGAGUGCAUUGGCCUUCCUUCGUGGAAGUGCAUCACCCUUCUUCGUGGGAGUGCAUCACCCUUCUUCGUGGGAGUGCAUCACCCUUCUUCGUGGGAGUGCAUUACCCUUCUUCGUGGGAGUGCAUUGACCUUCCUUCGUGAAAGUGCAUCACCCUUCCUUCGUGAAAGUGCAUCACCCUUCUUCGUGGGAGUGCAUUGGCCUUCCUUCGUGGAAGUGCAUCACCCUUCCUUCGUGGAAGUGCAUUACCCUUCUUCGUGGGAGUGCAUUGGCCUUCCUUCGUGGAAGUGCAUCACCCUUCUUCGUGGGAGUGCAUUGACCUUCCUUCGUGGAAGUGCAUCACCCUUCCUUCGUGGGAGUGCAUCACCCUUCCUUCGUGGGAGUUCAUCGCCCUUCCUUCGUGGAAGUGCAUCACCCUUCCUUCGUGGGAAUGGUAAUAGGACGAACGAGAUUAAUAAUGGUAAUGAGAAGACUAACGAGAUCAGCAAUAGGAGUAAUGAGAAGACUAAUAAUAUCAAUGGAAGUAAUGAGAACGAGAUCAGUAAUGGGAGUAAUAAGAAGAUUAGCGAGAUCAAUAUAAACUCUAGAAAACGUAAAGUUAUCGAUAUCAGCGAUGACGAGAAUCCGAAAUCAGAAAAAUCCAAAUUCACUAAAUCUCCUAAUGUGUAUGGACUCUUUGAGGAUAAGUAUGUAUCCAUCUGA